This is a messenger RNA of Saccostrea echinata, 1962 nucleotides long. RefSeq lists its product as uncharacterized. Gene Ontology annotation, molecular function: metalloendopeptidase activity; zinc ion binding. Bases 143 to 1882 code for a protein of 579 amino acids. Gene Ontology annotation, biological process: proteolysis. The transcript has 9 exons. The record is from RefSeq and is a predicted model, not a curated record. NCBI's taxonomy places the organism in Eukaryota, Metazoa, Mollusca, Bivalvia, Ostreida, Ostreidae.
ACAGAAUAUGAAAAAGCUAGGUUAUAAUAUAAUUCAUGUAACAAGCGAUACACACCAGGAUUAAGGCUUUGCCAGAAUCCAUAGUGAGCAUCCAAUAUCAACAAGUACAUGUGCUAUCGCAGCAAUUGAACGCUUUGCAGUAAUGAUACUCAGGGAAUUUGCAAUAUUUAUUUGUAUUCUAACUGGAUUUCCAUCUACAAAAGCACGGUAUAUACCAUCCGUUCUGGUGAAUGUGAAAGGAGAAAUGCCCACGGCCAAAAUCGUCAUCAAUGUCAUCAGAAAGCGCGCCAAAUACUGGGAUUUCUGGCAGGUCAACAGUCAUAUAUGCCCGCCCUCAUUAUGCUUUAUGAGAGAAAAUAAACGUGUGAAGCCCAGAGGCACUGGUGACAGUGCUUUUUACAAUGGUGACAUCGUCCUUGAUGAAAAGGCUGCAGACAUGAUGUAUGGACCUGUUGGGAGACGUCGAAAACGAGCGACAACCCGAAUGAAAGAUCGGUUAUGGAAAGAUGGGAUAAUGUACUAUCAAUUUGCGCCAUCACUUUCUAGGUCAGCCAGAAAAGCGGCAAAGAGGGCAAUGGAGCAUAUAUCCAAUAAGACAUGUAUAGUAUUCAAAAAGAAGAGGAAGAAGAACCCGGAUUUUGUUAGAUUUAUCAGUGAACCAGGCUGCUGGUCAAAUGUAGGACGUGUAGGGGGUCUUCAGAAUCUGAGUCUUGGCUACGGAUGUGAAAAAGUGGGUACUGCAGUUCACGAAAUAAACCAUGCACUCGGAUUUUGGCAUGAGCAGGCCCGAUCUGAUAGAGAUAAAUAUGUGGAAGUGAAUGAGGAUAACAUUUCUCCAAACUAUCUUGGUGAUUUUGAGAAACUAAAUAAAACACUGGCCGUAUCACGAGGGUAUGCAUACGAUUAUUCCAGUAUCAUGCAUUACAGUGAACGGACAUUUACCAACAAUGGGCUCAAGACAAUUAAGGUGAUAGGUAUUGGGAAAGAAUUGGCUCUCAGGAUUGGCCAGCGUGAGGCCCUCAGCAAUAUCGAUAUUGCGCAAUUGCGAGAUAUGUACUUUUGCAAUCGGAAGCAAGAUAAUGAUGAAACAAUAUGCCCAAAAGAUUGGAUUAAACACAAACGUAGCUGCUAUAGAUUUCUACGGCGUCCUAAGCUUCAGUACGCCGCCGCCCACAAAGAAUGCAAGCAGUCCUUUAGCACUCUAGUUCAUAUUAAUACUGCAAAUGAAGAUAGAUUUUUAAAACAAUAUUUAAAGAAAAACUUCAAAAAGUCGAUAAGAUGGCGAACAGGUGCUCGUAGAAUAAAUGAUACCUUUGAAUGGGACAACGGAGAAGACCGGAAGACUAAACCUAUGACCUUUACUGCUUGGAAUGGUCGUCCCCCGGAGGGAUUUUCUACCAUGGUUCUUGGGCGGGAGAAUGCAACAUCUGAUUUUGCAUGGGAAGGGGCAUGGACAGGAUCAGUCUCACAACUUCCAGACCACACAUUCUCUAUUAUCUGUGAACGGAAGGCGAGACGUAAGUGCUUGCCUCUAGAAUUCGAGGAUGGACGGGAUUAUCGCGGGGAACUCAAGCACACUCUAUCGGGGAUCACGUGUCAAAAAUGGACAUCUAAAUAUCCUCAACGGCACAGUCUACUGGCAGGAAUUACCGCAGAUGUAAACCCAGACGGUCUUGGGGAUCAUAAUUCCUGCAGGAACCCCUUUCGCAUGCGAAGAAAAAGACCUUGGUGUUUUACUACGAAAAAGAACGUUGAAUGGGAGUAUUGUGACGUCACUGUUUGUAAAGGAUCUCAAAAUAACACAGUCAAUAAUAAAGUCAAUUCAAAGAACAGUAUAUCUGAAAAUUUUGAAGAAUACUCAAAUAGUAUAUCAGAAGAUUAGGAGAGAUAGCGUUAAUCAACCGUAGAAAAACCAGUUAUACAUAAACUGUCAUAAAGUAUUAUACUUUUAUAGAUAAAAGG